Rubroshorea leprosula is the source of this 2414-nucleotide messenger RNA. NCBI's taxonomy places the organism in Eukaryota, Viridiplantae, Streptophyta, Magnoliopsida, Malvales, Dipterocarpaceae. The record is from the annotation of a GenBank genome assembly.
AGUUUAGGUUUUUGGAAGUAAAAGAAAAAAAUUACAAAAAAAGAGGAAAGAUGGAUAACAACCGGGCGGAGGCGGAGCGGUGGCUGGGGGUGGCGGAGAGGCUGCUGGCGUCGCGUGACCUGCACGGGACGAGGACGUUUGCGAUCCGUGUUCGGGACUUCAACCCGAUUCUUGCCGAUCAAAUUCUCGCCGUUGCCGACACCCUUCUCGCCGCCCAGUCGGAUCCCAUAGACUGGUACCGGAUCCUCCAACUCGCUCCGCUUACUCAGUCUGCGGAACUUGUAGCGACUCAGUACAGGAAGCUGGCUUUGCUCUUGAAUCCUGCUAGGAAUAAUCUCUUAUAUGCCGAUCAAGCGUUUAGGCUGGUGUCAGAUGCUUGGAGCGUCUUGUCCAAUCCAUCUAAGAAGGCCAUUUAUGAUAACGAGUUGCGAUUAGGGCAACUCGGGUCUGUGAGUCAACCCAGUUUUGCAACUCAGCUGGGUCUAGGGAGUCCACUCGACCAAGUGUUUCAAUUAGGUCAGCACCAGCAACCUCAACCUCAACCACCGCCACCGGCACAACAACAACAUCAUCAACAUCAGCAACCACAGAGGGAGACAGCAACAACGCCUGUGGGACGGACUGAACGAGUGAUUCAAUUUGGUCAGCCACAGGAACUAGAACAGCGUCAGCAACAUCAACAUCAACAUCAACAGCAGAAAGAGACGGGGACGCCAGCGAGGAAAAGCUCUAGAGGUAAGGAUGGAAGAACCGCAUUGGAAGAAGAAAGGCCCAGGCCCGAGUCAACUCCACAUACUGAGCCAACACGGAGAACCCAGAUAAAUCAGACGGAAUUGACCCGCCCGAGUUCGGGUAAUCAAACGGAGGCAGCUGGUGCCAAUCGGCAGACUGACUCGACUCCUUCCAAUCAGGCUGCAAGACCAAAGGUGCCUAGUUUCUGGACGGCUUGUCCGUACUGUUACGUUAUCUAUGAGUACCCAAAGGUCUAUGAGGAUUGCACUCUGCGCUGUCAAAAGUGUAGGAGGGCUUUUCAUGCAGCUACAAUACCGUCGCCGCCUGUGUCAGAAAAGGAGACUCACUUUUGCUGUUGGGCAUAUUUCCCGGUAGGGGUUUCGGGGAAUGCUAGAGGGGCCAGCGGGGGCGCUGGGGCAUUUCCUAGUUGGUCUCCUAUUUCGCCGAUGUUUGCCUGCCCUGUACUGGGUGAGGGAAAAGAAAAUACCACUCAAGAACAAAACAAGAAUCUGGACAAACAAAGUAAUGCUAAAAGUUCAGCUCCAAGAGUGUACUAUGAUGAUGAUGAUGUUUAUGUGGAGAUUUCGGAUAUGAGUGACGAAUCUGAGGAUGGUGAGUACUGGAUUGAAGAUAGGAGGAGAAAGCAGCCACAGAAUGCCAAAGGGAAAGUUACCGUGUCAAAGAAUGCAAGUAAGCCGCAAAGUGAGAGGGUUAGGAAGGGGAAUAACUUGGAUAGUGGUAUUAAUUUGGGCAGUGGGUCUGCGGUGCCAGAGGGUGCACCAGUGGCAGAGUCCAGCAGAAGAGGGUUGGGAAAUGGGAGGAGGCAAAUGAGGAAUGGGGCUAAGGAUUUGGGGAAGUUGGAUUUAAAUGUGGAGUUCAGUAAUGAGGUGGAAGAGCCAACCACCCGGAGACGGGAAGGGAAUGGGCCUGGAUAUGGAGAGGAGGAUAAUAUUGAAGGAAAUGGGUUUUUUGAGGGUCUUGACGAGUUUUUAAGUAGCUUACCUAUACUCUCUGUUGUUGCAAAUGAUAAGGUUAAGGCUACUUAGUGAAGUAAGAACCUUGCAAUUGUUUUGUGCUGCUUUCUAGCGGUUGUAGUUUAAACUGUAUGUUGUAGUAUUUAAAUUAUGUAGAGGUACUCAUGAUCUCAUUUCCUAGUUCUGUGAUGGUGAAUUCUGCUUUUUUUUUUGCAGCAUUUUAUUUUGUUAUUGCUCUAUCUUUUCUUGUGGCAUUUCGUUUUCUUUUGAUUGAAUGGUGGUGCAGUAGGAGGCAUAGAUGCAUGGUGAAUAACCAAGGAGAAGAUUCACUUCAUCUAUGGUUGAUGUUCAACAUUGCCACAGCUGUGAAAAUAUCAGCCAAGGUAUUCAGAGCUUUGGCCCCUAUUAUUCUGGCAGCUGUCUACCAACCACCCUGUCGUCAGAUACGAGGACAAAUCUCCACCCAUGGGUAUGGGUGGCGGUUGGGCAUGACCUGUUGAGUCGUUUGUGUCAAAAGGGAUUCUACGAACACUUAACAGCUUUGAUGUCCAAUAUUUGCAGGGCAUUCCCUUUGUCAUUAAUGUCGCUGGAAACAAGGUAACUUGUGAUCUUGUUUAGACUUUGAGUAGUGGAUAACCUGUUUUCAUGUGUUACCCAAAAUUCACUGUUCUGGAUGCGGCAAAAACAGCAGUAGCCGGGUAUUCCUUU